This is a messenger RNA of Salvelinus fontinalis (brook trout), 2513 nucleotides long. RefSeq names its product GTPase IMAP family member 8-like. Lineage: Eukaryota; Metazoa; Chordata; Actinopteri; Salmoniformes; Salmonidae. The record is from RefSeq and is a predicted model, not a curated record. Gene Ontology annotation, molecular function: GTP binding.
UCAAGUGUUACAGAAAAACCACUGGCGCUGGCAAACUACAGACUGCAGCUAUUUCAAGUGCAAACACAAGAAAGAAGAUGAACAGAAGGGCAAGAAGUGAUCAUCCAAAUUCAGGGCUGCCCUCUGACCUGAGGAUAGUUCUGGUGGGUAAGACUGGAGCAGGGAAGAGUGCAACAGGAAACACCAUCCUUGGGAAGGAAGAUGCGUUCAAUGCAGAGGCUUCUCCAGUGUCUGUCACUGCAGAGACUAAGAAGGAGAGAGGAGAGGUGGAAGGGUGGAAGGUUGAAGUCAUCGACACCCCAGGACUCUUUGACACAUCAGUGGAUGCAGUGAAGAUGAAAGGAGAAAUAGACAAGUGUAUUAAGAUGUCAGUCCCAGGACCCCACGCCUUCCUGCUGGUGAUCAGACUGGGGAGGUUCACAGAGGAGGAGAGGAACACUGUGAAGUGGAUCCAGGAGAACUUUGGAGAAGAAGCCUCAAAAUACACCAUCAUUCUGUUCACUGGAGAAGAUCAGCUGGGGGGGAAAAAGGCUGAGGACUUUGUGAAUGAGAGUGAAGAGCUCCAGGCUCUCAUCGCUCAAUGUGGCGGCAGAUACCACUUUUUCAAUAACGCCAAGAGAGACCCUGGGCGGGUCAGAGAGCUGCUGAGGAAGAUAGAGGAGAUGGUGAAGAGGAAUGGUGGAAAAUACAUCACCAAUGAGAUGUACCAGGAGGUUCAGAGGAAGAUCGAAGAGGAGGAGGAGAGGAAGAGAGAGGAGGCGAGGACACACUACACCAAUUAUGAGAAAGAGAUCAAGAAAAAUCAGUUGUUAGUGUUGGUUAAACAAGCCGCUAUAGGAGUCGUCUGCACAAUUACAAUAGAAGGACCAGUUGUAGUAAUGGCACAAGGAAGAGGAAGGACUCUGAGGACUCUGUUCCUGUUGACCUGUCUGCAAGACUUCACUGGUCAAUGCCAAGUUUCAGGGCAGGCCUCUAACCUGAGGAUAGUUCUGGUGGGGAAGACUGGAGCAGGGAAGAGUGCAACAGGAAACACCAUCCUGGGGAGAGGUGCCUUUAAAGAAGAGGCCUCCUUUGUGUCUGUAACUGAAAAGUGUGAGAAACAGAGUGGAGAGGUGGAUGGGAGGAUGAUUGAUGUCAUCGACACCCCGGGGCUCUAUGACACAACAAUGUCUGAAGAAGAGAUGAAAAGUGAAAUAGAAAAGGCCAUCUACAUGUCAGUCCCAGGACCCCAUGUGUUCCUGCUGGUGAUCAGACUGGGGAGGUUCACAGAGGAGGAGAGGAACACUGUGAAGUGGAUCCAGGAGAACUUUGGAGAAGAAACCUCAAAGUACACCAUCGUUCUGUUCACUGGUAAAGAUCAGUUGAAGGGGAAAACAGUUGAGGAGUGUCUGAAUCCUUGUGUUGCACUUCAGGAACUGAUCAAAAGUUGUUUGGGAAGGUACCAUUGUCUCAAUAAUGAUCAGAGGGAUGACCGUCUUCAGGUCAAAGAGCUGCUGAGGAAGAUAGAAGAGAUGGUGGAGAUGAAUGAAGGAGAGCACUACACCAAUGAGAUGUACCAGGAGGUUCAGAGGAAAUUAAGAGAGGAGGGAGGCUACUGGAGUGAAGAACCGGAGAUAGUUUUGUUGGGGAAGACUGGAGCAGGGAAGAGUGCAACAGGAAACACCAUCCUGUGGAAAGAUGCCUUUACAGAAGAGGCCUCUCUUGUGUCUGUAACUGCAAAGUGUGAGAAACAGAGUGGAGUGGUCAAUGGGAGUAAGAUUGAUGUCAUCGACACCCCGGGGCUCUAUGACACAACAAUGUCUAAAGAAGAGAUGAAAAGUGAAAUAGAAAAGGCCAUCUACAUGUCAGUCCCAGGACCCCACGCCUUCCUGCUGGUGAUCAGACUGGGGAGGUUCACAGAGGAGGAGAGGAACACUGUGAAGUGGAUCCAGGAGAACUUUGGAGAAGAAGCCUCAAAGUACACCAUCGUUCUGUUCACUGGAGAAGAUCAGUUGAAGGGGAGAACAAUUGAAAAGUGUCUGAAUCCUUGUGUUGCACUUCAGGAACUGAUCAAAAGCUGUUUGGGAAGGUACCAUUGUCUCAAUAAUGAUCAGAGGGAUGACCGUCUUCAGGUCAAAGAGCUGCUGAGGAAGAUAGACGAGAUGGUGGAGAUGAAUGGAGGAGAGCACUACACCAAUGAGAUGUACCAGGAGGUUCAGAGGAAAUUGAGAGAGGAGGAGGAGAGAAAGAAACAGGAGAUGAAGGAGGAGAGGAGGAAAAGGGAGGAGGAGAUACGGGAGCAAGAAAGGAGGAGACAGGAGGAAGAAAGGAGGAGACGGAGAAGAGCAACAAAAGAAAAUAUUGGGAUAGGUUUAACUUCUACACUGGUCCUGACAGUAACCCCUCAACAACCUGCCAACCUCCUGAUUGACCCUCUCCACCUGUCCAUUAGCUUCAGGACUGUACCCAGAGGUGAGACUGACGAGACCCCUAGGCGUUCCAUGAAUGCUAUCCAUACAUGUGAGGUGAACUGA